UGCAGGGAAACUUUAUUUUCUCUUAGGCACCACCUUCCAUGGUCAAUAAUGAACAACGCCAGCAUGCCGAGCACAUAUUCUUAUCAUUUAGAAAGUCAAAAUCACCAUUUGCUGUUUGCAAGCAUAUUUUGGAAACUAGUAAAGUGGACUAUGUCCUUUUUCAAGCUGCCACAGCGAUAAUGGAAGCAGUUGUAAGAGAAUGGAUUCUCCUGGAAAAAAGUAGCAUCGAGUCACUGCGAACAUUCCUUCUAACCUAUGUCUUACAAAGGCCUAACCUUCAAAAGUACGUUCGGGAGCAGAUUCUGUUAGCAGUAGCAGUCAUAGUGAAACGAGGAUCAUUAGACAAAUCAAUUGACUGCAAGAGCAUUUUCCAUGAAGUCAGCCAGUUGAUAAGCAGUGGUAACCCCACUGUGCAAACUUUGGCCUGUUCUAUUUUAACGGCAUUGUUGAGUGAGUUUUCAAGUUCAAGUAAAACCAGCAACAUUGGAUUAAGCAUGGAGUUCCAUGGUAACUGUAAACGUAUAUUUCAGGAGGAUGAUCUCCGGCAGAUCUUCAUGCUUACAGUAGAGGUACUUCAGGAAUUCAGCAGACGUGAAAACCUCAAUGCUCAGAUGUCUUCGGUGUUUCAGCGUUAUCUUGCACUAGCCAAUCAGGUCUUAAGUUGGAACUUUCUUCCUCCAAAUUUGGGCAGACAUUAUAUAGCUAUGUUUGAAUCCUCACAAAAUGUGAUGCUAAAGCCAACAGAGUCCUGGCGUGAGACCCUUCUGGACAGCAGAGUUAUGGAGCUUUUCUUUACAGUACAUCGAAAAAUCAGAGAAGAUACAGAUAUGGCACAAGACUCACUACAGUGCCUAGCACAGCUAGCCUCUCUACAUGGGCCAGUCUUUCCUGAUGAAGGCUCACAAGUUGAUUACCUGGCACACUUCAUUGAGGGAUUAUUGAAUACUAUCAAUGGAAUUGAAAUAGAGGACUCUGAAGCAGUGGGAAUUUCUAGUAUUAUCAGCAAUCUGAUAACCGUGUUUCCUCGCAAUAUUUUAACUGCCAUUCCAAGUGAACUUUUUUCUUCAUUUGUUAACUGCCUCACACACCUGACCUGUUCUUUUGGGAGAAGUGCUGCAUUGGAAGAAGUGCUUGACAAAGAUGACAUGGUAUACAUGGAAGCGUAUGAUAAGUUGCUGGAGUCCUGGCUUACUUUGGUACAAGAUGACAAACAUUUCCAUAAAGGCUUCUUUACCCAACAUGCUGUUCAGGUUUUUAACUCUUAUAUUCAGUGCCACCUAGCUGCUCCCGAUGGUACAAGGAAUUUGACUGCCAAUGGUGUAGCCUCUCGGGAGGAAGAAGAAAUAAGCGAACUGCAGGAAGAUGACAGAGACCAGUUUUCUGACCAGCUGGCAAGUGUUGGCAUGCUGGGAAGAAUUGCUGCAGAACACUGUAUACCUCUUCUUACAAGUUUAUUAGAAGACCGAGUGACAAGGCUCCAUGGUCAGUUACAAAGGCAUCAGCAGCAGUUACUUGCCUCACCAGGAUCAGGCUCAAUUGACAAUAAAGUGCUUGAUGACCUGUAUGAGGAUAUUCAUUGGCUUAUUUUAGUCACAGGCUACCUCUUAGCUAAUGAUACUCAGGGAGAGACUCCGUUAAUACCUCCAGAAGUAAUGGAAUAUUCCAUUAAGCAUUCAACUGAGGUUGACAUCAAUACAACACUUCAAAUUUUGGGAUCUCCAGGAGAAAAGGCCUCUUCCAUCCCAGGGUACAACAGAACCGAUUCUGUCAUUAGGUUAUUAUCUGCCAUCCUAAGAGUUUCAGAAGUAGAAUCUCGAGCAAUAAGGGCAAAUCUAACACACCUUCUGAGCCCACAAAUGGGAAAAGAUAUUGUCUGGUUUCUUAAGCGCUGGGCAAAGACCUAUCUCCUAGUGGAUGAAAAGCUGUAUGACCAGAUAAGUCUGCCAUUUAAUACAGCUUUUGGUGCCGAUACCGAGGGUUCACAGUGGAUUGUGGGUUAUCUGUUAGAAAAAGUAAUCAGUAACCUGGCAGUAUGGAGUUCUGAACAGGACCUUGCAAAUGACACUGUGCAACUGCUAGUAACAUUGGUGGAGAGGAGAGAGCGGGCAAAUCUAGUAAUUCAGUGUGAAAAUUGGUGGAAUUUAGCUAAGCAGUUUGCAAGGCGAAGCCCACCUCUCCAUUAUUUGUCUAGUUCUGUGCAAAGAACACUAAUGAAAGCAUUAGUUUUGGGAGGUUUUGCUCAUAUGGACACAGAGACAAAACAACAGUAUUGGACUGAGGUUCUUCAGCCGCUUCAACAGCGAUUCUUGAAUGUGAUAAAUCAAGAAAACUUUCAACAGAUCUGUCAGGAAGAGGAGGUGAAACAGGAAAUCACUGCCACACUAGAAGCACUUUGUGGCAUUGCUGAGGCUACCCAAAUUGACAAUGUAGCAAUCCUCUUUAAUUUUCUAAUGGACUUCCUCAACAAUUGCAUUGGAUUAAUGGAGGUGUACAAAAACACACCAGAGACUGUUAACCUCAUAAUAGAAGUCUUUGUUGAAGUUGCACAUAAACAAAUAUGCUAUCUUGGAGAGGCCAAAGCCAUGAAUUUGUAUGAGGCCUGCCUAACUUUGCUUCAGGUGUAUUCCAAAAAUAAUUUAGGUAGGCAGCGUAUAGAUGUUACAGCAGAAGAGGACCAAUACCAGGAUCUUCUUCUUAUUAUGGAGCUUCUUACCAACCUUCUGUCAAAAGAAUUUAUAGAUUUCAGUGAUACAGAUGAAGUAUUUAGAGGACAUGAGCCAGGACAAGCUGCAAAUAGAUCUGUUUCAGCAGCAGAUGUUGUUUUAUAUGGAGUUAAUUUAGUUCUACCUUUGAUGUCCCAGGAUCUGCUCAAAUUUCCAUCUCUGUGUAAUCAGUACUACAAAUUAAUCACCUUCAUCUGUGAAAUAUUCCCAGAGAAAAUUCCACAGCUUCCAGAAGACUUGUUUAAAAGCCUAAUGUACUCACUGGAGUUAGGGAUGUCAUCAAUGAGUUCUGAAGUGUGCCAGCUUUGUCUAGAAGCUCUAACACCAUUAGCAGAACAAUGUGCAAAAGCACAAGAAACAGAUUCAUCCCUCUUUCUAGCAACAAGGCACUUUCUUAAGAUGGUCUUUGACAUGCUGGUACUGCAAAAGCACAAUACAGAAAUGACAACUGCAGCAGGAGAAGCAUUCUACACGUUAGUGUGUUUGCAUCAGGCAGAAUAUUCAGAGCUAGUUGAAACAUUACUAUCAAGCCAACAAGAUCCAGUCAUUUACCAGCGAUUAGCAGAUGCCUUCAACAAGCUUACUGCAAGCAGCACUCCUCCUACACUGGACCGUAAGCAGAAGAUGGCCUUCCUAAAGAGUUUAGAGGAAUUUAUGGCCAAUGUUGGUGGACUUCUCUGUGUAAAAUAAACAACAAAACUCCUAUGCCUCAUUUAGACCCUUUCUGCAAAAUGCACUGAGAAAUGCUGAAUGCUGACUAAACCUUGUAACUAUUUCUGGGUUCUUUGCAGCCAUCUCAGAUUUUAGAGAGCCUGGAAGUUUGAUAUAACACAGUGAAAUAGGAGAGGUCAACUCUGAAUCAGCUUCUGCUAUUGUGUGUUAGCCACAAUCUGUCAUACUUUGUUUGUUGUAAAGAAUGAACAGCAAAUUGACAUUAAAAAUGUGCAAACCAAUAUGGGCACAGUGAAAAAUAGCUUCAGUGCCUUUUCCCCAUUGGUUUAAAACAUGAGUGGCCAGACAGACUUUUACAGAUUAUUUUUUUUUGUUACUGAAAAUCAUCAUAGAUUAUGACGUAGACACGUACAAAACUGUAAACAAUUUAGCUAAUUCAAGUUUUUUUCCUCUCUGAAGGUUGAAUUAGUGAUCCAAU
Molecule: messenger RNA, 3873 nt
Organism: Gavialis gangeticus (Gharial)
Lineage: Eukaryota; Metazoa; Chordata; Crocodylia; Gavialidae
Gene: XPO4
Product: exportin 4
Exons: 22
Coding region: 39-3413 (1124 amino acids)
Biological process (GO): protein export from nucleus
Cellular component (GO): cytoplasm; nuclear pore
Molecular function (GO): nuclear export signal receptor activity
Source: RefSeq, a predicted model, not a curated record